GGGCUGGCGACGGCGACAGCGACGGCGUCGGAACUCACUGGAAGAUCGGCCCCGGGCGGCUCAACAGUUCUCAAAGUCCGGGCUCGCGGCCGCGCGGCUCCGUCUGCGCGCGGGCGAUCCAGGGGCGCAGGGGUCCCCGGACUGCUUGCAUCCCGGGGCUGCCUUGGACAUGCCUCGCACCCCCUGCCGGACGUCCGCGCGGCUCCACCCGCUGCGAUCCUGGAGACUCAGGGUCUAGAGCGCCGCCCACCCCAAUUUAUGACUCCGGGGUCCCCCAGCCCGAGAGGAACAGGCGUCCCGGCUGGGGGAGCCCCGGGUAUGGUGUGACGGGGCGAUCAGCUUUGCUGCGCCCCUCCUGCCGGCUCCGGCCACUCGGGGUCUCUGUGCCCUCCAGAGUGUAGCUGUUCUCUCCUCGUCCCCUCGGACUCCAGCCGCAGUCUCCGCGACCUCCGGGCUCCAGCCGCCAACUCCUUGUCCCUGGGGACCCCGCCGCCGUCUCCGCCUUGCCGGGACUCCAGCCGCUGUCUCCGCGUCCUCUGGACUCCAGCCGCCGUCUCUGCGCGUAGCCGACUCCAGUUUCGCGACCCCCUCUGUCUUCGCGCGCCCGGGAAUCUAGCAUUGGUCUCCGCGAUCCUCCCCAGGAUUAAGGCACGGUUUCCGUGCCCUCCAAACCUAGACUCCAGCCUUCUUCUCCAGGUCUUCCCGGAUCCAGCCCCUGUCUCGGCAUCCCCCCGGCGACCUCCCACCCCCAGCUCCCAGACCCAGACUCCCAGCCGUGAUCUCCGCGCUCCCGGGAUCCAGCUGUCGCGCCAGUGCCGGCGAGUGCCGCGGCUGUCCCACCGCGCGCCCCGAUUCCGCCCGGGCCUCGGCGGGGAGAUGAACGCGCCGCUGGACGGCCUGUCGGUGGGCUCGUCCUCCACCGGCUCGCUGGGCUCGGCGGCCGGGGCGGGCGGCGGCGGGGGCGCGGGGCUGCGACUGCUGUCUGCCAACGUGCGCCAGCUGCACCAGGCGCUGACCGCGCUGCUGAGCGAGGCGGAGCGGGAGCAGUUCACGCACUGCCUGAACGCCUACCACGCGCGCCGCAACGUCUUCGACCUGGUGCGCACCCUGCGCGUGCUGCUGGACAGCCCGGUCAAGCGGCGCCUGCUGCCGAUGCUGCGGCUGGUCAUCCCGCGCUCCGACCAGCUGCUCUUCGACCAGUACACGGCGGAGGGCCUCUACCUGCCCGCCACCACCCCCUAUAGGCAGCCCGCCUGGGGCGGCCCCGACGGCGCGGGGCCCGGGGAGGUGCGUCUGGUGAGCCUGCGGCGCGCCAAGGCCCACGAGGGCUUGGGCUUCAGCAUCCGCGGGGGCUCGGAGCAUGGCGUGGGCAUCUAUGUGUCGCUGGUGGAGCCGGGCUCUCUGGCCGAGAAGGAGGGGCUGAGAGUCGGGGACCAGAUUCUGCGUGUCAACGACAAAUCCCUGGCCCGAGUGACCCACGCUGAGGCCGUCAAGGCUCUCAAGGGCUCCAAGAAGCUGGUGCUAUCUGUGUACUCAGCGGGGCGCAUCCCCGGCGGCUACGUCACCAACCACAUCUACACCUGGGUGGACCCCCAGGGCCGCAGCAUCUCGCCGCCCUCAGGCCUGCCCCAGCCCCACGGCAGCGCCCUGCGGCAGCAUGAGGGUGACCGGAGGAGCACCCUACACCUCCUGCAAGGCGGGGAUGAGAAAAAGGUGAACCUGCUGCUGGGGGACGGCCGGUCCCUGGGCCUCACCAUCCGCGGGGGAGCGGAGUACGGCCUGGGCAUUUACGUCACCGGCGUGGACCCGGGCUCCGAAGCAGAAGGCAGCGGGCUCAAGGUCGGGGACCAGAUUCUGGAGGUGAAUGGGCGGAGCUUUCUCAACAUCCUGCACGACGAGGCGGUCAGGCUGCUCAAGUCAUCCCAGCAUCUCAUCCUGACCGUGAAGGACGUCGGGCGGCUGCCCCACGCCCGCACCACCGUGGACGAGACCAAGUGGAUCGCCAGUUCCCGGAUCGGGGACGCUGCCGCCAGCUGCUCAGGGUUUCCUGGGGAUCUCACAGCAGAAGGGACCAACAAGCUGGGGUUUUACAAGGGGCCAGCCGGCUCCCAGGUGACCCUGAGCAGCCUGGGCAACCAGACGCGGGGGCUGCUGGAGGAGCAGGCGCGGCACCUGCUGACCGAGCAGGAGCGUGCCACCCUGGCCUAUUACCUGGAGGAGUACCGCGGCGGCAGCGUGUCCGUGGAGGCCCUAGUCAUGGCCCUGUUCGAGCUGCUCAACACCCAUGCCAAGUUCUCGCUCCUCUCCGAGGUGAGAGGCACCAUCUCCCCCCAAGACCUGGACCGCUUCGACCACCUGGUGCUGAGACAGGAGAUCGAGUCCAUGAAGGCGCGGCAGCCCCCGGGUCCUGCAGGCGGGGACACCUACUCCACGGUCUCCUACAGCGACACGGGCUCGUCCACACGCAGCCACGGCACCUCCACCACCGUCAGCUCGGCCAGGGAGCGACUGCUGUGGCUCAUAGACCUGAUGGAGAACACUCUGGACCUGGAGGAGACCGGGGAGGCCGUCCAGGGCAAUGUGAACACCCUCUCAGACGUUUCUCUGGAUGAUGUCAAGUUCACCUCCAAGGGGCUGCCUAGCUACAAGCCACCGCCUCCCCCGCCCCCUCUGACCCAAGGCCACGACCACCUCCUCAUCCAGCCGAGGAAGCCGGGCAGAGAGGACCUCCAGCCGCCUUCCUCCGCAUCUUCCCACUCGGGCAUCGUCUUCUCGGCUCCGCGGAACUGCAGCCCGCCAGCGGGCACCGCUCCUGUGCCGGAGGCCCCCACGGCACAGGACUCACCCUCCUCCCCCCUCUAUGCCUCCAUCUCCCCGGCCAACCCGGGCUCCAAGAGGCCGCUGGACACCCACCUGGCCCUGGUCAACCAGCACCCCAUCGGCCCCUUCCCGCGGGUCCAGUCACCCCCGCACCUGAAAAGCCCCCCCGCAGAGGCCACGCUGGCCGGCGGUGGCCUUCCCCCACCCUGCCCCUCCGGCCGCCCGGACCAGGCGGGCACGCACCAGCAUUUUGUCCUGGUGGAGGUGCACCGCCCGGACAGCGAGCCGGAUGUGAAUGAAGUGAGGGCGCUGCCCCAGACACGCACCGCCUCCACACUCUCCCAGCUCUCAGACAGCGGGCAGACGCUGAGCGAGGACAGCGGCGUGGACGCUGGCGAGGCAGAGGCCAGCGCCCCAGGCCGAGGCAGACAGACCGCGUCCACCAAGAGCAGGAGUAGCAAGGAGACGCCUCGGAACGAGAGGACCCCUGAGGGGGCCACCAAACCUCCCGGGCUCUUGGAGCCCACGUCCACCCUCAUCCGCGUGAAGAAAAGUGCGGCCACCCUGGGCAUCGCCAUCGAGGGUGGUGCCAACACCCGCCAGCCCCUGCCUAGGAUCGUCACGAUUCAGCGAGGUGGCUCAGCCCACAACUGCGGGCAGCUCAAGGUGGGGCACGUGAUCCUGGAAGUGAACGGGCUGACGCUUCGGGGCAAGGAGCACCGGGAGGCCGCGCGCAUCAUCGCGGAGGCCUUCAAGACCAAGGAGCGAGACUACAUCGACUUUCUGGUCACCGAGUUCAACGUGCUGCUCUAGGGGCCGAGGCCCGAGGGCCUCCCACCGCUGCCCAGCCCCUGGCCCUGGUCCCUCCUCCCUGCUGGCACUAUUGAACUCCUUCGGGGGCUGGAGCUGCACGGCCAGGGAAACAGGAAGACAUCCCCCCCCGCUCCACUCCGCACUGGCCCAUUGGACCAGAAUCGGGAGAAGAGAGCUGGGCGAGGCAAACAGAAGGUCAAGUCAGGGUCUGAUGCAAUGCCUGGUAUACAGUAGGCGCUCAAUACAAGCGUGAAACCUCAGGAUAGGGGAGAACGAAAGGGGAAGGGCGGAGCACCUGUGUCUUCACCUGAAGCCUCCCAGGGCCUGUAACUCUGAGUUGAGUGCUCCCUGGCCAGCUGGGACUUGGCCUAUCCCCAGAUGCUGGAGUCUUUGUCUGGAAUGAAGUCACAGAAUUCGUGGACACGGCCCCCAACCCGGGGGGCAUCUUGCGGGACCUUCAGUGCCACAAAUAAGCAUCGAGCACCCCCAUUCACACCCGUGUUACUCCUAGCUCCUCACCCCCCAUGAUAUUUAUUAUUUAUUUCCAUCCCACACCCCUGGGGAUCGCAAGACCCCAGCUUCCCACUGCACCCCCCAGCCUAUCCCAGAGGCCUUGCAGGUGACCAGAGACGUCAACGUAUUUAUAUACAGAGCUUAUGACUUUAAUUUUUCAAUAAAGAGAUCUGA
Messenger RNA from Dama dama (fallow deer), 4320 nucleotides. It is a transcript of the gene WHRN, whose product is annotated as whirlin. Gene Ontology annotation, cellular component: cilium; stereocilia ankle link complex; plasma membrane. The transcript is spliced from 13 exons. Gene Ontology annotation, biological process: sensory perception of sound; auditory receptor cell stereocilium organization. Lineage: Eukaryota; Metazoa; Chordata; Mammalia; Artiodactyla; Cervidae. The record is from RefSeq and is a predicted model, not a curated record. The coding region runs from base 877 to 3633 and encodes 918 amino acids. Gene Ontology annotation, molecular function: protein binding.